AUGUUGAGAGAUACUCUGAAGCGCUCGGUGGGAGGAACCCUGCCGUCGAAGUGCCUCCUAAAAGCGUGCAUGCUCCUUUUUCCAAGUCUCCUGGUCCAUUCCCUUCAUGGGUCCCUCUUGACACGGCCAGUGGCGGGAAAUGAUCAACUGGCUAUCCCAAAAGACCCCGAGGACCCGUUCGGCCUCCCGAAGAUGGGCCCGCAUCCGCCGGAGACGCCGGACGAGACGCUCCCGGUGGGAGCGAUAGUUAUAUGUAUCGGAGUCCUCGUUAUCGAGUUGGGGAGCGAGCCGUCCGAGACUCUCUCGGCCGGGCUGGGAUCGCGCCCGCCACUGACUGCCGAGAAUGGGAUGGUCGAGACUGGCGAUUUCUUGCUGAAGGGCGGCGAUAGAAGCUUGGAGGUGAUGGACAAGAUACCGCUGGAGCCAUUUCGGGUCCCUGUGGAGCUCGUCAUCGCUGACCUCCUUCUGCCGUCGGAAAGAGCGUAG
Penicillium atrosanguineum is the source of this 486-nucleotide messenger RNA. RefSeq lists its product as uncharacterized. The record is from RefSeq and is a predicted model, not a curated record. Lineage: Eukaryota; Fungi; Ascomycota; Eurotiomycetes; Eurotiales; Aspergillaceae. The coding region runs from base 1 to 486 and encodes 161 amino acids. The transcript has a single exon.